Exophiala bonariae is the source of this 858-nucleotide messenger RNA. RefSeq lists its product as uncharacterized. Gene Ontology annotation, molecular function: protein binding. Gene Ontology annotation, cellular component: nucleus; cytoplasm. Gene Ontology annotation, biological process: proteasome-mediated ubiquitin-dependent protein catabolic process. Lineage: Eukaryota; Fungi; Ascomycota; Eurotiomycetes; Chaetothyriales; Herpotrichiellaceae. The record is from RefSeq and is a predicted model, not a curated record. Bases 1 to 858 code for a protein of 285 amino acids. The transcript is spliced from 4 exons.
AUGGCUGCUGCUACUCUCAGUCCCUUCGAGCGCAGGGUCGCCGACACACACAUAUCCAAGACUGAUGUGAACAACCUUAUCAUGGACUAUCUGAUCACUGAAGGCUAUCCAUCGGCUGCCCAAAAAUUUGCUGCUGAAGCGAAUAUUCAACCGAAAUCAGACUUCUCUGAUAUCCAAGAACGUGUACAGAUUCGGGAAUCUAUACAUCGAGGGGAUCUUCAGGUUGCCAUCGAACUUAUAAAUGAAUUGAAUCCAGAUCUGCUGGACACGGAUAAGAAGCUUCACUUUUCUCUUUUACGCCUUCAACUAGUGGAACUCAUUCGUCAAAGCUUCACCUCUUCAGACUCCGCUCUUGUAGGUGAAGCCAUAGAAUUUGCCCAAAAUAACUUAGCACCAUACGCUCCGCUAGAUGCCCAGUUUAAAAAUGACCUCGAAAGAGCUAUGGCAUUGUUGAUAGUGCCCAAGGAAUCUUGGAAUCAAGCUAGUUCCUCAAGGUCGACGGGAUCUGCUACAUCACAGGUUCAAAACGACUUUGGGGCACUUGCCGAGCUCGUUGAUCCCUCUCUUCGCCGAAAGGUAGCUAAAGAUGUCAAUGAAGCAAUUUUACAAUCUCAAGAUGAGAGGAGGGAAGCCAAUAUCCGCUACCUCGUUCGGGCACGUGCAUGGGCCGAGCAAUUAGCACGAGACAAGAAAAUCGAUCUCCCCGAGAAUAUGUCCUUAGGCCUCGAUGGCGACGAGCGGACAUCGCCCUCUGGCAAUGGUCACAAUGGCGACACCGAGAUGACGGGGAACAAUGGUGAAGAUGCCACCCGCUCCGGUGACGCCGAGCUUGCAAGAUAUACGAACAUUCCAUCGUGA